UUUAACAGGUUAAUAGUUAGCCUGAGUUAACUAUCCUCUCUCACAUGACAUGCACUCACUCUCUCUUUUAUAUUUGUUUUUGACAUCAUUGACAUUGGCAAGCAACUCUGGCUCUAAAUUGUUUGCUUAUGUCCCCCUGCGGUGUGUAUUAUAAAGGUUUGGAUGAGAGAGGAGAAGUUUUAUUCAGUUGAAGAUUUCAGGAUGAGAGAGCUGGUGAUAUUAGCAGUGUUGGUCUCGACUCUACACGUGGCCAGCCUCCAUAAAAAGACUUAUGCCAUGUACAAGUGCCAGGAAAAUCAGGACAGACAUGCUGUGUUAUCUGCCGAGCAGUUCAUUAAUGAACAUCACCGCCAUGGAUACAAAUUCAGAUUUGUCUCGCUGGACAGUCGCACUGUAGAGAAGACGAUGGAUCCUUGUGAGGUUAUCUUGGGAAUUACCUUAGAGGAAACUGAGUGCCACAUUUCCAGUCCCACACCUUUAAAACAGUGUACGACUAGAGGCGAAGCGCUGACUACAGUGACUGCAAAAUGUAACGUGACUGUCUCCAGCAUUAAGGGAAAAGCAACCGUGAUGCGCUACAUCUGUGACACUGAAGCAGCUUCACAUGAAACACUCGUGAGAAAAUGCCCUAUCUGUCCCAAACUACUGCCCUUGCAUGAUCCGAAGGGUCUGAAGAGUGUGCAAACUGCUCUGCAGAAAUUCAACAAGGAAUCCAGUCAUGCAUCUUACUUUAAACUGCUGGAAGUGGGAAGGAUCAGCACACAGGUGACGUCUUUCAAACUCUGAUGAAGCUUCAAUAUUUUAUGCAAGUACAUGAAUACAAAUGGAAAACUGAAAUUUCACAAUUAUGAUCGUCAU
Pimephales promelas (fathead minnow) is the source of this 858-nucleotide messenger RNA. Lineage: Eukaryota; Metazoa; Chordata; Actinopteri; Cypriniformes; Leuciscidae. The record is from RefSeq and is a predicted model, not a curated record.